AUGGAGGAGACAAUCAGAAAUUCACAUCAAGCUCAUGCUCUUUUUGUUCUACCUGAAAACAACAAACCAGUUAAAGAACCAACAAUUCAAUUAACUAAUGAGCAAAUUGAAUUUUUUAACACAAACGGUUUUUUAAGUAUUGACCAUUUCAUUGAUGACGAUGAAAUAACUUAUAUUCGUGAUCAAUACGAUAAAUGGUUUGCUGCUAAAAUCGGCCGGGAACAUGGCAAUUUUUUUGAUUUACUCUCCGAAGAUACCGAUGACAAAGAAGCAGUUGCGCCACAACUUUUAUGGCCAUCAAUUUAUGGCAAAAACAUGACAGGAUUCGAUUUAUAUAAUACUCAAAUGUAUGCAAAUGCUUAUGCUGUCAGCAAAACUCUACUUGGUGAUGGUACAAAAUUUAAAGGAGAUCAUGCUAUCAUGAAACCUCCAACAUCUAAUUCGCUUCCGACUCCAUGGCAUCAAGACGAAGCUUAUUGGGAUCCAACAUUAGCCUAUGAAUCGCUUGGCGUGUGGGUUGCUCUACAACCCGUGUCAAUCGAAAAUGGUUGUAUGCAGUUUAUACCUGGUUCUCAUCGUCUAUCGGAUGUACUUUCUCAUCACACUCAAAAUAACAAUCCACGUAUUCACGGACUUGAAGUUGAUAAUCCAAAUGAAUAUGUAGAAAACAUCAGUUCAUGUCCUCUCCCAAGCGGUGGUGCUACAUUUCAUCAUUGCCGUACGCUACACUAUACUGGUCCUAAUCAAUCAAAUGAGCCGCGUCGUGCUUAUAUAUUACAAUUUCAAUGCGAUACAAAAAAACGUGAUCAACCACGGCCGAACGUUUGGAAUGAAAUGAAAAUCACUGAACGUGAAAGACGAGCAAAGGAAAGUGGUUGGAAUCUCCGAGCACCUUGA
Rotaria socialis is the source of this 897-nucleotide messenger RNA. The record is from the annotation of a GenBank genome assembly. NCBI's taxonomy places the organism in Eukaryota, Metazoa, Rotifera, Eurotatoria, Philodinida, Philodinidae.